AUGAAUGCCCUGAGCCGCCGACUAUCUGACACGGCGCCAAAAUUGCCCGAUUCGGCUUGCGACUACCAAUAUCCAACCACAUCCAACCACAUCCAACCAGAGCCAACCAGGGCUGCAUCGUUGGUUUCACACCCGACAUUUCUGCAGCUGCAGAACCAGUACGGGACUGCAGAAAGGGUGUUCCUGUGCCCUGGAGGGGCCUGGUCGGGUCUCUAUGGUUUCAAUCUUCAGCUUGGGUUGGCGGUUGGGUGGUUCAGUGUAGAGGACAACAACCCAGCCCGUUACCUCAGGAUGUCGGUUCUACAGCACGGAAUUAUCUUGGUCUCAACUUCUUUAUCUUUGCUAGCGCUGGCACUUGCAAUACCAUUCACACCUUCAGCCGCAUUGGACAUUGUACGGCGCGGCAGCGGUUCAUGCCCCCUGGAAAACUUCACAACUUGCGCAGACCCUAAAGCUCCGCCUAAUUUCUGCUGCCCUCCGGCGACAAAAUGCAUUACUUUGAAUUACGGUGAUUCCAUGGUAUGUUGCCCAGCUGGCGCGAACUGUUUACAGUGGACGCUAGGUUCAUGCGAUCCUGGGAAGUACGACCCCGAGCACGAGCCUAUGUCCAUAUAUAAAUCAAAGCGACCAGACAUAGCGCUCCAGAGAUGUGGGGAUAAGUGUUGCCCUCCUGGCACUGGAUGUAAGGAAUCCAAAAAUGGUGUUUUAUAUUGUCAAGUUUCGUUCCCGGAUGCAGCUUUUCCACCAUUUCCAGAUGAUAAAGGCCGCAGUUCCUCUACACCUCAGCUUCCAACGUCACUAUUACCGUCGCAAACUGGCGUCCAGACAGAGACAGGCCCUACUUCUCCGCCUACUUCCACUGGCAGACAAGGCCCGGAUAUUAUCCCAAUUUCAACGUUGGGUCAACAACCUACCACAACAUCCACAGCCACCCACAAUAUCAAGCACACAGACCCGCCACCCAAAGAAUCCAAAUUCCCCCCUAUUGCAAUCAUUGUCGGCCUCAUUCCCGGCCUUGUAGCUGGCAUAAUCUUGGCCCUGGCAGUCUUCUACCUCUAUAAACGCCACCAAGAGAGACGUUUCGUCCCCUCACCCAUGUCGAAAUUCAGCCAUUUCCGCGAAAAGUCCUGCGAAAAGGGCGUAGUCUCCAUCUCCGAUCCCAUUCCCUCCGCAGCACAGGAUUCCGUCCGGACAGAUUUCCUGCGCCGCCAAGCCAGUCUUGUAAAGGAGGAUGAUAACAGUACGAAAUCGAAAUUCCGCCGAACUAGCGCGCGGGUAAAGAGUUUCUUUGGACCCAGGCCUACCGCAGAUGAUAUUGCGACAAUGCCGAUGUCGACUACUAUGUCCAACCGGGAUGCAGGGCCGAAUGGUGUCGGUGGCCGCCGCAGUGGUGGUGGAGCAGGACGCGAGCCCAGCACAGAGAGUAUAAAAGUUUUCAGCCCCGCACACCUACGCCCGGCUCAACUCGGGGAGUUAUACCAGUCUGUUGGAAACGGCAGACCACAAACUACAUUUUCCGAAAUGAUGGAACGCGUCGGGUUCCAGAGCAAGAAUGGCAGUCCGUAUUUCUCAGUCACAACGACACCGCCUCUACCACAGGUACAGACGCCGCGGGGUAGGGUAUAG
Blastomyces dermatitidis ER-3 is the source of this 1626-nucleotide messenger RNA. RefSeq lists its product as uncharacterized. The coding region runs from base 1 to 1626 and encodes 541 amino acids. The transcript has 2 exons. Lineage: Eukaryota; Fungi; Ascomycota; Eurotiomycetes; Onygenales; Ajellomycetaceae. The record is from RefSeq and is a predicted model, not a curated record.